This is a messenger RNA of Papilio xuthus (Asian swallowtail), 1029 nucleotides long. Its product is annotated as V-type proton ATPase subunit D. The transcript has 5 exons. The record is from RefSeq and is a predicted model, not a curated record. Gene Ontology annotation, molecular function: proton-transporting ATPase activity, rotational mechanism. Bases 69 to 920 code for a protein of 283 amino acids. Lineage: Eukaryota; Metazoa; Arthropoda; Insecta; Lepidoptera; Papilionidae.
AAGACAACUGUCAAAGUGUCAUAAAAUUCAACAAUAGUUUUUAAAAGGAAAUAUUCGGAAAAAAAAUAAUGAAUACCGAAAAUAGAUAUCCUGUUACUGCUUCAUUAUUCAUGUUGAGAGAAAUUAAACAGCGUCAAGAGAAAGUAACUCGUGGAUACCAAUUAUUGAAAAGGAAGACCGAAGCCCUACGUAUUAGGGGUAGACAGGCGGCCGUGGAAAUGUCUGCCACACAAGCCGUGCUGGGACAUACUCUCAGAGAGGCAUACAUAUCUUUAGCAGCUAUUAAAUUUACAAAUGGAGAAUCUAAUGCACUAGUUCUUGAAAAUGUUGGGCAGGCACAAAUCCGCGUGCUUAGAACACCAGAAAACAUAUCCGGUGUUGCGACAGUAUCUCUUCAGGCUGUAGAAGAUUUGACAGCCAGUGACACGCUGCAGUACGCAGGACUCGGCGCCGGCGGCCAUCGCACCACCGAAGCUAAAAAAGCUUUCAGGGAAGCUGUACGAAUUCUUGUUAAAUUCGCGUCUCUAAGGAACACAUGUUUACUACUAGAUGAAGCGAUUAAAUCGACAUUACGCAAAGUAAACGGCAUCGAAAAAGUUAUAAUGCCAAAAUUACGCAACACGGAAACUUACAUACUCAUGGAAAUGGGAGAACAAGAAAGGGAAGAAUUCCAUAGAUUAAAAAUGGUAAAAGCGAAGAAAAAUCAAAAAAAGAUCGUUCAAAGUCAGAGUCGCGACGACGAAGAGUCUAUCUAUUCUCACGCACUCGUUUCAGACACAUCCAACCCGCCUUGUACCCGAUUCUUCCACACAAUUCUGUAUCAACGCACAGACCCGAUAUUAUCCCAGUCGGAUUCCGCGGGAGAUGGUAACGUCAUCUGCUACCCUCAUAAUUGGGAUGACGAAGAUUUAUUGUUUUAAUUUAUUUUUUAGAUGUGGAAUCUCUUAGUUCUCCUGUUUAUCAUUUUUUUUUCUUUUAAAGAUGUUAAUCCAACUCUAUGCAACAAUAAAGUUUAUUUUUAAAAUUGUU